Eremomyces bilateralis CBS 781.70 is the source of this 1401-nucleotide messenger RNA. RefSeq names its product putative casein kinase I. Gene Ontology annotation, molecular function: ATP binding; protein serine/threonine kinase activity. NCBI's taxonomy places the organism in Eukaryota, Fungi, Ascomycota, Dothideomycetes, Eremomycetales, Eremomycetaceae. The record is from RefSeq and is a predicted model, not a curated record. The transcript has 5 exons. Gene Ontology annotation, cellular component: cytoplasm; nucleus. Bases 1 to 1401 code for a protein of 466 amino acids. Gene Ontology annotation, biological process: signal transduction; endocytosis; peptidyl-serine phosphorylation.
AUGUCGUCGUCCACGUCCGCCUCGUCCAACGUCGUGGGCGUGCAUUAUCGGGUCGGGAAGAAGAUUGGCGAGGGCUCGUUCGGUGUCAUCUUCGAGGGCACCAACUUGCUCAACAACCAGCAGGUCGCCAUUAAAUUUGAACCACGAAAGAGCGAUGCCCCACAGCUAAGGGACGAGUACAGGACAUACAAGAUCUUGGUCGGCUGCCCUGGUAUUCCUAAUGUCUAUUAUUUCGGCCAGGAAGGAUUGCACAACAUCUUGGUCAUCGACCUGCUCGGACCCAGUCUGGAAGACCUCUUCGACCACUGCCAUCGUCGCUUUACCGUCAAGACUGUGGUCAUGGUUGCGAAACAAAUGCUGUCACGCGUCCAAACCAUCCACGAGAAGAACCUGAUUUACCGAGACAUCAAACCUGACAACUUCCUGAUCGGUCGCCCGGGCACCAAAUCCGCAAAUGUCAUCCAUGUCGUGGAUUUCGGCAUGGCCAAACAAUACCGAGACCCGAAGACGAAACAACACAUCCCAUAUAGAGAAAGGAAGUCGUUAUCAGGAACCGCCCGAUACAUGAGUAUCAAUACCCACUUGGGACGAGAACAAUCACGAAGAGACGACUUGGAGGCGCUGGGUCAUGUUUUCAUGUACUUCCUGCGUGGUGGGCUUCCAUGGCAAGGACUGAAAGCGGCCACGAACAAGCAGAAGUACGAAAAGAUUGGAGAGAAGAAGCAGUCGACCGCUGUCAAAGACUUGUGCGACGCCUAUCCAGACCAAUUCAACAAAUACCUCCACUACGUCCGAAAUCUGGGCUUCGAAGACCAACCCGACUAUGAUUACCUUCGCGAACUCUUCACGUCUGUUCUCAAGGACACCGGCGAAGUUGAAGACGGCGAGUAUGACUGGAUGAAGCUGAACAACGGCAAGGGCUGGGAAGCCAUGAAGCUCCACCCUUCCGCCGCCCACCUCCAACACGGCGUCCCCAACUCCUCCGCCCGCGAGCUCCACGGCGCCCGCGCCCCCAAGACUCCCAUGACCCACGACCGCCUCAAUGCCGACCUCCCAAAACCGGGAGCGGCCCGCGCCGCUCAGCCCGGCGCCUCCGCGGGUCGCCAUCCCCAGCGCCGUGAGCCGGGCGGAGUCUCCCCGGCCUACACGCCCGACACGCCGACCGGCACGGGGAAGCGAGGGUCGCAGGCGCAGGGCGCGGAUUUCCGCGCGCCGGAGGGGUCGACGGUUGCACAGUUUCAGCACAGCCAGCCGAACCUCUCGCGGAACGGCGUGAUGCAGCAGUCGACGGGGCCGCAGGUGCGGCCGCAGAGUCCGCAGGGCAUGACAAGGGGGCAGGGUGAGCAGCCGCUGACGGUGUGGCAGAAGAUUGCGAAGGUGGUGUGUUGUGGUAGGUGGUGA